AAUGGGCAACCAGGUGGGGUACACCCUGGACAGAGAGCCAGUCCAUCGCAAGGCAACACAGAGACACACAGCACAAACAACCAUGCACACACUCACACCUAAGGACAGGUUAGACAUACCAAUUAACCUAACAGUCAUGUUUUUGGACUGUGGGAGGAAGCCGGAGUACCCGGAGAGAACCCACGCAUGCACAGGGAGAACAUGCAAACUCCAUGCAGAAAGAUCCCAGGCUGGGAAGUGAACCCAGGACCUUCUUGCUGCAAGGCAACAGCUCUAACCACUGCGUCACUGCACAGUCUGGAGGUAAACGUUAUAUUUUGAAACCCAUUGAAAAACUUUGGCAUCUGAAACAGUAAAUUACAUUUGUGUUGUAAAAGUUGUUGUAAUUACACUAACAUCUGAGAAUGUAAGCCAAUGUUUGCAAUGUUUUUUUACAAACGAGCCUCGCUUAAAGGUGUGGAACACUGAAAAAACAUUUUUGAAAUCUUAUUUCUGAUUAUCACCGGUCACUCGUUUUCAUGCAGGCUGAACAAGAAAAUAGUCUCCUACACCUAUCUCCUGCAUUAGCUUCUGAUAGAAAACAGAUGGUAAAACUAGAUUAGAAAAUCCUGACCGAUCUACAUCACACUGUCACUAACAUUCAUGGACUCACCCAUCUUGACUCACAUCAAGAAAGGCUGUAGUUGGUUCAGCGUCCAGGAAACAGCAGAGAAAAAGUUAGUAGAAGCUAACCGUUAGCAUUAGCGAUUCCACCACACAGCAGAACUCCUCCAGGCUUGUGUUAUUAGUGGAGAUAAAACAUCAACGUUGCAGAGCAAACAGUCAGUGGUAGAGUCAUGUUGCUGUUAGCCAAUCAGAGGAGAGACGUCCAAAUAUCAAGAAAUGAGACUCCAAAACCUGCCGUCUGAAGCUCAGCUGUCAUCUGGCUCCCUGCUAGUUCCUGGAAAUGGUGCAUCAGUGUUUUCUUUCCCAUGAGAACAACUUACAAGGCAUUAAUUCCUACUAAGGAGCACUGCAGAAGUAAUGAUUAAACGAGUGUUCAGCACCUUUGAAAGAAAAACACAAGAUCUAAUUCAGAAAGUUUAGCUUUCUUGGGCUUUAAACAUUUUUUAUCCAUUUCAAAUUAGCACAACUUUACAUUUGUAGCUAAUCUUGUGUUUAUAAAAACCAGGACCGGAGUUAGAUCUAAACUGGGGCAGCAGUAGCUCAGGUGGUAGAGCGGGUUGCCUCAUGAUCGGAGGGUCAUGGGUGCGAUUCCAGCUACCGCCAGGGGUAUCCUGCUGUUGUGUCCUUGGGCAAGACACUUCACCCAACUUGCCUGUGUUAGUGGUGGUCAGAGGGGCCGACGGCACCAAAUGGCAGCCUCGCCUCUGUCAGACCUCCCCAGGGUGGCUGUGGCUACAAGUAGCUUACCACCACUAGCAGUGUGUGAAUGUGAGAGUGUGUGAAAAGCGUCUUUGGGUGUCUAGAAAAGCGCUAUAUAAGUUCAAUGCAUUAUUAUUAUUAUUAUUAUUAAACUCCUCCCUAAAGAUCAGAAGUCUUCAGUGCACAUGCAGGAGCGAACACAACAACUCUGAAACCGUUUCUCUAUUAAAGUGCUAAUCUGCCUCCUCGGUUGCUCACAUAUCUUUUUCAUCUCAGGAGGAGAGAGACUCAUUUUUCUCUAGUAUGCAUCUUUGCUUUUCAGCAUACAAAGUAGUUUACAUUAGGCCUAAAAUCAAUAUGAUCUGUUUCCUGAAUCUGUAUUUAUUCCCCCGGUUUGGAAAGUCUCUCAGCCUUUGUUGUAGGAUGAAGAGGCCGAUGAAGGACGUGCGGGGAAUGUGAGGGCAGUUAAACCUGGAGAUCAAGUUCUCUGCUUGGUGGAAAUUUUAGCUCUUGUUUGGAUGAGAGGAAGUGAGUGAUAGGCAUCGAGGGCCCGGUGAAGAGCGUGGAGGUGGUGACACUAGGGGGCUCGCUGUUCACUUUUGUUUGACUUUCUCCAACAUUUUUUUGGUUUUGGUUAAAGAAGGAUGCUACUGCAGGUGAUAAUGAAUGAAGCUUUAAUGUUGGGAUCAAAAGCACCAGAUUUAUGAGCACACGCACCACUUGAUUUGGAGGAUGCAGAGCCAGGAAACAGGGCUGAGGAAUCAGCUGGGCUUCAGAGCGGAACCUGUUCUUGAGGGAGAAGAGUGUGAGGCAAAGGCAGAAACAACAGAGAUGCAGAGAGCAGAGGGACGGCAUGAGCGUGCAUGCUGAUUGAGAGAGGAGCGUGUGGAGCGCCGGAGCUGCAGAAUCCUGAAUCCAGCAGAUGGAGAACUCCAUGUCCUUGUUUUACGACGAUCUGUGGGAGCAACAUGCAGUUCCGCCGCUGCCUCACACUGCUGCAGUGGAGGAGUAAAUGCGGAGCCCCACACUGCUCCAGGUGAUCCACAGCAGGCAAGCAGACUGCUCCCUCCUCAGCCUUCCCUCUCCUCCUCUUCCUCCUUCUCCUCCUCAAUCUCUUCCUCCUCCUCACCCUCCUCUUCCUCCUCUUCCUCCUCCUCCUCCUCCUAUGUCAGUGCUCCAUUCCUUUAAGGGCUUUGGGAAACAUAAGAAAGGAAGAGAAAAAACAGAGGAGGGAUCCUGCUUUUCCAUUCCGUCCUCAGAUGAGACACACCUCUGCAUGACUGUCAGCCGCUUCCCUCUCAUCGUGUGAAGACGCACCACAUAUGUGCUCCAAUGUCUCUGGAACAUAGACUCGCUGCAAGACCAGAGGUUUCCAUCUUGGUCCCCACCCCGGACGUUAAAUGAAGGCAGACGCCUCCCUCCUGCCAGGAACAUGAAGGGCUUAUCGGGCAGCCGUUCCCAGCACCAGAUUCCUUUACCUCAUGGUUUGGACUACGACCCCCACGUCCAUGAUGUCCACGGCCACCACGGCUCCGAGUCCCGGCACCCGUCAUACCUGCUCAGCCCCACAGAGAGCUGCCCUGUGGACUUGCACCACCGCUACUCGCCUCGCAGCUCCAUCCACUCUGACUGCAUGAUGAUGUCCCCCGUCAUGAUGCCUCCACCCGCUGCAUCGGACCACAUCUCCAGCAGCACCUUCCCCAGGAUGCACUACAGCUCUCAGUAUUAUGACUCAGCCACAAGGGAAGACUGUGCUGCCAUCACAGCGUCUGCCACCUCCCCAGCUGUUGCUGCUGCUGCUGCUGCCGCAGCAGCAGCUUCCUCCCACCACGCCGGCACCAAGAGCAACCGCCUCCCAGCUAAUCUGUUAGACCAGUUUGAGAAACAACUGCCACUUCACCGCGAUGGCUUCCACACGCUACAGUACCAGCGCACCUCCACCACCACCGAGCAGCGCAGCGAGAGUCCAGGCCGCAUCAGACACCUCGUCCAUUCUGUCCAGAAGCUCUUCACCAAGUCCCACUCCUUGGAGGGGUCGUCCAAGAUGAACGGCACAAAAGGUGAUAUUGGAGGAGGUGGAGGAGGAGCGGGGGGUUACUACCAUCAUGGCCACCACUCCAGCAAGCACGGCAGCAAGAGGAGCAAGAGUAAAGAACGGAAGCACCGCUCUGGCGGUUGGUGGAGCUCAGAUGACAACUUGGAUAGCGACAGCACCUACCGCACGCCCAGCGUGAUGUCACGACACCACGGGGAACACGUCACUCACUGCUACCCAGACUCCAUGCACAGCCACAUGUCACUCAAGGCCUCUAAGAGCAACAAUGAUGUCAAAUGUUCUGCUUGUGAGAGCAUGGCCAUGGCGCCGGAGGGCAGGUUCAUGAAGAGGAGCUCGUGGUCAACGCUGACAGUCAGCCAGGCCAAGGAGGCUUACAGGAAGUCAUCGCUGAACUUAGACAAACCCAUGAUGCACACCGACCUCAAAACAUCACGAGCAUGCCACUACCUUCAGGUGCCCCAGGACGAGUGGAGCGGAUACCCCGGAGAUAAGGAUGAGGAGAUCCCAUGUCGCCGCAUGCGGAGCAGCAGCUACGUCAAAGCUAUGGGGGAGUUGGAGGAUGAAAGCGGGGAUUCCGACACCAGCCCGAAAAUCUCUCCUCAGAAGGCCAUUCGACCAGAUGCUCUUGUCCUCAAAUCAGCCAUGCACAGACCCCAUCUAGACUCCCAAAGCCAGGGUUACCACUUGCAAACCCGAGAUUUGCGGCCCCACCCGAGUGUCACGCUGGAUCCUGCCACUACCUUCCACCCCCCUCCUUUUCGCUCUCGCAACCAGAGCUACAUGCGCGCCGUCAGCACCCUCAGUCAGGCUAGCUGCGUCAGCCAGGUGAGUGAGACUGAGAUCAAUGGCCAGUUUGAGUCAGUUUGCGAGUCCGUUUUUAGUGAAGUAGAAUCCCAGGCCAUGGAGGCUUUGGACCUGCCUGGUUCGUUCCGCACUCGAAGCCACAGUUACCUCCGUGCUAUUCAGGCUGGUUAUUCCCAAGAUGACGACUGCUUGCCUUCAAUGACAUCCUCCACUGUCACUUCAACUCUCAGAUCCACAACAGGGAUUCAGUUUCGUCUCCCGACUUCGUGCAGCGUAGACCGCGCUCAGCCCCCUCCAGCGGUAUCAUAUCCUCCGAGUUACAAGAAGACCCCACCUCCUGUGCCCCCGCGCACCACCACCAAGCCUCUUAUCUCUGUGACAGCCCAGAGCAGCACAGAGUCCACCCAGGACGCCUACCACGAAGGCAGGCAUCCACGGGGGGGCCUGUGGACCACAGAUAGCCUCGGCCGCCCCAUCUACAGCUCCAUGGACAGUCUGGACAGCACCAAGGCGGUCACCAUGGCAAUGGAGUCAACUGCAGGCAAGAGGCACGUGUCCUUAGGCAGCCACACCUCGGUUCAAACAUGUGACAAGGCGGUUCUGGUGUCCAAAGCUGAGGAGUACCUCAAAACCCCACGAUCCUCUAUCGGCAUACAGGUGGAAACUGUGACAGACUCCGAAGCAGAAACUAAAGGCCUUCCUCAGUUUCAUUCCAUUGGAAUCCAAGUGGAGGAUAAGAAACGCAGGCACGGGAGGUUCAAGCGCUCGAACAGUGUGACCACUGCUGUGCAAGCAGACCUAGAGCUGGAGGGCUUUCCCUCUAUGGAGGACAAGAGUCUGCAGUUCGGUGGCGCCUUCGGACGCCACUCUGAGCCCAGCACGCCAACGCAGUAUGGAGCCAUCCGGACGGUACGCACGCAAGGCCUGUUCAGCUACCGGGAGGACUACCGGCCUUCCGGUGGGCCUCCCAGCCCGCAACCCGAACCCUGGUUGAUUGAACCAAGCCUAGAGAGCACCGACUCGGGCCGGGUGUCCCCCCUUCGGCGGGACGGCGGCUGGUUCAUGCAGCUUCUUCACAACGAAACAAAACGGCUGGAGGGAUGGUGCAAAGAGAUGGAGAGAGAGGCAGAGGAGCAUGACCUGUCCGAGGAGAUUCUAGGGAAAAUCCGGAGUGCGGUUGGAAGUGCCCAGCUGCUAAUGUCCCAGAAGUUUCAGCAGUUUUACUGGCUGUGCCAACAGAAUCUGGACCCCGGUGCCAUGCCGAGACCCACUUCUCAGGACCUGGCUGGAUUUUGGGACCUUCUGCAGCUUACCAUCGAUGACGUCACUGCCAAGUUUGAUGAGCUGCAGCAGAUCAGGAGCAACCACUGGCAGCUGGUGGAGAGCCCAGAGAAGAAGGAGCAGAAAUGGCCGCCUUCUUUGUCAAAGAGACCAGCCAGGGGGCGUGGCGGCAUAACGCGGGAGCGCUCGCUGGACCUGCAGGAUCGCCAGCGCCAGGAAGCCCGCAGACGCCUCAUGGCUGCCAAGCGAGCGGCUUCUUUCAGACAGAACUCCGCCACAGAGAGGGCAGACAGCAUCGAGAUCUACAUCCCCGAAGCUCAGACUCGACUUUGAGGUUUACAUCAUCACUCUUAGCUUCUCCCGACCACCAUCAUCCGAGAGCGGCUCCAUCAACAAACGUCCCUGCUGGUCCACUCCUUUGUGUUCUCCGGGCUGCCCCUGUUGAAGCUACACUUGGCAGCGAUGCCACCAAUGAGUUUUUCAACCAAGAAUAAUGAAACUCUUCAACUGUGAAGUCAUGCGGGUUUUAAAUUGGACCACCAAAAGUCCAACUCGCCCACAUUUGCUUUGUGUAGCUUUAACACCAAAAGGAGCUGAGAAUUAGCUAACUUACUCCCAAUAUUUUGGUUUCAUUUGAUCAGCUGUGAGAUUUAAGAGCCAUUCGUUUGCGUUCAGUCAUCUGAACUGUUGCUAUCAUGCAACUGUGCACGAGGAGAAGAACGUUUCACCUGCUGGCAAGCGCGGUUUGUGGCUGCAGCAUCCUGUCUGCAGAUCCUGUCUCACUAAAAGGAUUAAAUACAGUUUGAAUGCUUUUAUUUAUUUAUUUAUUUGAGUGAUGCACUAAAAUCUUUAGGCUCCUCCAUUUUUAACCAGGCAUGCUCCGGCCAUUAACCGCUGCUGCUGCCGGCUGAGUCACUUUCACAUGAAGUCAUUCUUCAUUCCUGCAAAAACCAUUCAGUCGUAGGAAUUUUAGACCUUUUAACAUAUGUAAAAUAUUAGCUGCUGGAUGCAUUUCCACUGCAGAACAAAUAUGAAUUAUUAACAGAAGAAGGAUUUGUACAGCCCAGGAAAGGUGGCUGUGUCAAACAAUGCAUUUUUGCACCUUAUAAUAUUCAUGUUUGUAUUUCCAAGGGAAAUGUAGUUAAUGAAGCUCAUGUGAUAUUGUUGCAGUUGAAUUGCAAGAUCAGAUAUGGAGAUUUACUACAGAAUUUCAUAUUAAUUUCUAUGGAAAUCGCACCUUGUUUCUGUUUUUUCCCUGAUGGCAUUAAUGUCAAAUCCUAAGUAAAACUUUGUAAUUCUAACCCUUUUAUUCCAUUUAUAGUGUUUAUCGUACGACCAAUAUUAAGCUCUAUAGUAAACAUUUAGUAUUUCUACUUAAAACGGAGCGCGUCUGUUCUGGUUGUUAAACUUUCUUAGCUGAGAUUUUACAUCACUCUGCAUCUGAUCUGUUGUUUUUCAAUCUGCUCGUGUAGGAAAGACAGGUGCAAACGACACUUUAACAACCUUCAGUUACUAUAGUAAAUGGUGCUGCUUUAUACUCAAACUGUUGUCCGUUACACACACACACACACACACACACACACACACACACACACACACACACACACACACACACACACACACACACACACACACACACAAGGACUUUUUAAACAGAUUUACAAACAUGGUGCCCGCCGUCUCCCAGAUGAUUUGUGGCUUCAGAGGGGAUCAUCAUUGCAACGCCCCUAGUGAUUUAAAUUAGGACGAUGUGUGUUGGUCAGUAGGAGGGAUUUAGACAUGGCCGCCCUAAGGGGGGAACACUGGAAGUACAUUGCAGUACCUGUUCUUGUUUUAUAAUCCUUAACACUUCCCAUCCAUCUUUCAGCUUCCUCAUCUGCCAAACCGACCCCAGGUAAUUACCGCCAAUCUGGAUUAAUGCUUGUGUUUUAAUCUGAUGAGUUGAGGAUGGGAUUUUAUCCUGCUGGCAGACAGAAAAAUGGACCAAUAUGAUGAGAAAAGCUAAAUCAGAGACCCUUACCUUACCAGAUGGCCUUAAAACUGUUGAAUGUAGAGAUUCCAAUUAUGAUGCAAAAAUAAAAUUAAAACAACUAAAAUCCAAGUUCAAAUUUAAUGCAGGUCAAUACUUAAAGUUGGUGGCCAAUAAAUAUCUAUAAUGAAUACAAGUAAGUGAAGGUUUCUGUAUUUCUGGAAUUACAACUGUUGUAAAUAACCGUGCUGCAGCCUGCUGUAGCUAGCGCUAACAACGAGCUAACGCUAACAUGAGCCAAAUAAUACUGAAAUAAACCGCGAAGUAAAAAGAUCCACACUGAUGGACAAAAAUAGUAUUACAAGUCCAGGAGCAACAAAACCAGGUCACCAUCAGUCCAUGCUUUGUAGACUGCUUUAGCUCCCUCAAACUAGCACAGGCCGCGCCGGUGCUUACUCUGGUUUUAGCUCUUUGCUUCACCUCCAGAGACAUUAAUAAUAAUAAUACAUUUUAUUUAAUAGCACCUUUCAGGACACCCAAGGACACUACAACAAUGGGGAAAAAUAAUAAAACAAGAUUAACAGUACAGAAAUAUGUAAAAACACUAGGAUGCUAAAAUUUUAAAACAAUGUAGCAAAACUAUGUGGUAAAAGCCUGUAUGAAGAGACAUUACUCUCUUACUUUACUUCCAGGCUCCGCCAUGAUGCCAACAGAAAAAGCAACCUUUUUCUUUUUCUUCUUCUUGUGCUUUUUAUUUACUAUAGGGAGCCUAAGUCUCCUCCCUUUCCGGUCGGCUCAUGGCUCCCCGGAAGAACAAAAAAAUGAAUGCAAGUCAACGGGGCUAAAAGAGCUGUUUUCUAAUGGGCUUUGCCUUACACCCUGGAUCGCACAUAUGUUGUACUGCAAUUUAAAUGAAAACUAAUGAUUCGACCAUGCCUGUUACGUAUUUUAAGAUUUAACAGCUUGUAAAAGUUCGUAAUUAGCAUGAUUACACACCAGAAAUCAGCACGUCGCAUAUGUGACGUCACCACAGAAUCUCCUCUCUCCUAGCGUAGCUGCUACUUACCACAUGACCAGAUUUAUGAUGGUUCUUUCCUCCUGUGGGAAGCUUGCUGAGCUCACAGCCAUUUUCCCUCAGUUUUCUCCGUGUCUGGUUCAAUGACGUCACUUUUGUGAAGCACAUUUGUAGUCCUGGACUUAUUUUCACAAAACCUAAAAUAUCGUUCCCCCCGUUCAAAAAUAAGCGCAUUCUUGGUUUCAAAAUGUAUCUUUAAAAUUUGUGGACAUCAUAUGUGAAAUCCAUGGAACAUAACAAGCGGAAUUAGAAAAUAGUGUUUUUAGCACCGUUGACUUGCAUUAAUUUUUUCGUUCUUCCGGAGACCCGUGGUCUGGAAGUAGAUGCUCAUGACUGUGGGUGUUUCUCAAUGCCAAGGAACCUCACCUUGAUGUCUUGGCCCCGCCGCGGUUGCCUAGGAGAUACAUCAUCGGGAGCCGCCAAGAAUUGUUCCAAUGUUCAUGUUUUACCGAGUCAUGUGUUCCCAAUUUGUUAGCUGCUUAGCUAGCUGAGCAAGGAUACACGGGUGACGUCUUUUAGCCUAGCCUUGGUCAACCGUUUCCCAGAAUACACAGCGGUAUUUUCAAAAGGAUGGCGAAUCAGAAGCCAGCAGCUACUUCAGGGGCAAAUUUCAAGUUUAAAUGUAAGUCAGCUAAUUUUAAAUGGUUUUUUUUUUUAGAUUCAAAGAAGUUAUCUAUGGUUGAUUAGUUGCUUAUUAGUUACAGUUUCAGUGGCUAGCGGGUAGUAACUCGCUUAUAUUUUUAAUUUAACAAAUAUAUACAAAAUUUAAAAAGUAAAAGGCUCGUUAUAUAUAUAUAUAUAUAUUGAAACUAAUAUAUAUAAAAUAUAAUGUUAUCUCGCGUGGAAGCCGCGGUCAUGUGAUGCAAGUCUGUUCCAUUUAACCGUUUUCUCUGACCAAGGAAGGGCAGCAUCCUCGUAAGCAAGGCGCCUGGCCUCGCAAGACAUUGCCUCGCAAGACCAGGCGCCUUGACAUCGAGAAACACCCUUACGCCCCCUAUUGGCUAACUGAAAAUGCUAACUGCUAGGAGUUACAGCUAACAGCGAGCGCCCCCUUACCUGCUCCACAAAACUACAUAGUGUGGUUUUUUGCCAGCAGAGGGCAGCAGAGUGGUGUCAAUUGUGAUACUGGUCAAGUUUCUAACUCAACAAUCACUGAGAUCAAUGUUAAAGCUCUAGCUUAAAUUUGAAAAAACUAUCUUGGUGUUCAGGUAUUAAAUAAAAUGGGGAUUUAAAUAUGGAAUUUGCAGAUGCUCACACCUUUAUUAUUCCCUUAUAUGAAGUUUUAAUUUAAAGAUUCCGUUAAAAUUAAAGCUCAGGGUCACUUUAAGACCACCUUCAAUAAAUACAUGUAUACUCUAAAAUUUAUUUUUGUGAACAGCUAAAAUAAAAGAAGACAGAUGUAUAGAUAUAUAUAUAUAUAUUUAUUUAUUUUGCACCCUUUUAUGUGUUUUCUUCUAAUUCCUAUCAAAUCAUUUAUCUAAUUAUAUACAUCUAAAGGUCGUCUGCCCACUACAAACUAAAGGACUAUAAAGAUAUUACUAGAUAAGAGGGCUCAUUGUUAAAAUAGAUGAUUAUUUUAUUAAUCAAACUGUAAUAUAUGGAGAAUUGUAUUGAUUCCAUUUAUUUCUUGUCUGUAUACAGGAAAUUUGUGUUACAGAUGAUGAAGGCUUCAGGUUUGCAGGAUAAUGAUGACACACACACCUCUCUGUCCUCAGGUGAAGGAGGUGGAGAAAUCCUCCAGACUAGCAUGUUUGAUGCCGUUUUUCCACCCGAGCUGGGUGUGUGUGUUUGUUGGCGUCUCGGGGAUGGUGUGGGGGUGUUGUGCUACAGCCGUCAGUGUCAGAUACAGCAGACUCUUGUCCUGCCACUUCUUUUUUGGUGCUUUUCUAACAGGAAGUGUGGAUGGCGUGAGAGUCUGAUAGGUGGAUGAACUGAGAAACUGUUUUUUACUUGUUAUUUUGAAAUUCGAUCUGCCACUCUCUCAUGCAAGCUGAACGUAAAAAUGUUCCCCUCCUCCUGCAUUAGCCGCCGAUAGAAAAUAGACAGAAACUUGUCAAUUAAACGUCACACUGUCACUUAACAUUCAUGGACUCGGCCAUCUUGACUCACGACGGAGAGGGCUGUUGUUGAUUUAGCAACCAGGAAACUAAAAAGAACGUCUCGGCUAGUAGGGGCUAACCGUUAGCAUUAGCAACCCCACCACACAGCAGAACUCCUCCAAGCUUGUGUUAUUUGUGGAGAUAAAACCUCAACGUUGCAGAGCAGAGUCAGUGGUACAGAGUCGUGUUAACCAAUCAGAGGAGAGAUGUCCGAAUAUCAGGAAAUGAGAUAAAAACCUGUCUUCUUCAGCUCACAUCUCCUCUGGCUCAUUUCUACCUCCUGAAACAGGAGCGCCUGAGCUUUUUUCCCCACAGAGAUUGGCUCACAAGGCAUUCAUUAGACCACUGCAGAUGUGUUCAAUCCGAGUGAACUUGGUCCUUACAGUGUCAUCUCAUCUCUGUGGUGGUGUUUCUGAAGUAUAAAAUAAAACUUGAUGAAUCUUUUGACACAAUUUUCAGUUUGAAGCUUCUGAAGGAGCUUAGUUAACACGGUGGUUUCCCAAAGCGAGAGGCUUUUACAUAAACAUCCUGAGUAUUGUGCUUUGUUCAGCCGUCUUUUAACAUCCUUGUGUGUCACUCUGAUAUGAAACAUCCUCAUUUAUUCUACUGUUGCCUCUGCUGAGCGGGGCUGGGGGGACAAAAAGAAGCUUCUAGUGAACGACGGGCUACUUUAACAAUCUAACUGCUCUUCCACCUGACUGGAUUCACAGUCAGAUCAAGUCUACUUCCCACAGACAGCAAACUGUGAUCCUCUCAUGUCUAUUGUUCCUGAUGAUGAUGAUGAUCUGGCUGAGUUGAGCUUUUUGUAGCUUUAAGUUGAACAACUUUGGUCAGACACCAAUCAGAGACGCUAAAUGAUUUUUCUGCUUUAACAGAUUUAAACAAGUUCAGGAGGAUCUUGUGGCUCGAAUGGAGAAAAAAGUGUCGCUUUGGGCUUUUUUCUCAUCACGGCAGAAAUGUGACACAAAAGGUUGCAGUGACAAACGUGCUACGAUGACCUUGUACAGUAAUAAAAGUAGACACACAGUCAGCAUUGUGUUUUUGUGGUUUUCAUACAGGGAAGUUCUAGUGUUGCAUCGAUGAAUCUGUAUUUCCUACGCAUCUCUCAUUUCCCAUCAUCCCUACGAGGGGCUUCGGAGUUUGGCAACUAUGUACAUGACAAAUCCUCAGGUGCCUUACAGUCUGAUCCUCUUAGUGAAUGCUUUAGUUUGAGGUAUGCGAAAGGACUGCAACACUUUUUAGAGUUUGUACCUUCACAAAGGGCUGGAAACAAAACGCUGGGUCGGACUGCAGAGUGUAUAUUUAAUCGAGUCAAAUAUGUCCUACUGUAAUAAGCUUCAGCACAAUACAGUUUAGAGGUUGUCAAAGGAAUUUUUUUUUUCUUCUUUUACAACAAAUUUGGUUCUGGAUAAAGCUCUGUUCCAUCAAAGGUCAUUUUCUUCCCUCUAAAAGCUGUCAUGCUGUAAUUUUGACAAAACUUGACUCGCCAAAAAGUGCAGUAGUGUUAUGUUACAGUGGGAGGCAGGCUGACUGACAGCUAGUUAUCUCAGUGUUUGGUGUUUCCGCUAACGUAGUCCAGCUUGGCAGGAAAACUUAGCUGCACUCCUGUACUAUGCAUCAGUACUCCUGCAGGCUCUGUGGUGCAUAUCGUCUUACACUCCAUAGAGCUCCUGUUGCGUGACACACAAGUGCAGACUUUCACCACUGUCCAAAUCCAAGUUAAUUUGGUCACCUUACUGAUUUACAACCAACUAGUUCCCGAGCGCAGCCUCCGCUGCAGCUCAGCGCUCCCCAUGGGGAUGAGUCAAAUGCGGAGAUGAGUUUCACCAGAGUGACGAUGACUUUAAAUGACACAAAGAGCAUGAAUGCUUCUCCCACCCUCUACUGGCUUCUUUUCUAGACUGAAAUCCUCGUGGCUCCACAAUGACCUGGAGUUAAACCUCACAAAUGUACAGGUGCUGAAUCAACUGUUUUCUCUUUCACUCAGUUUUUCUUUUUCUUGUUGAUUCCGACAAUCAGUCCACACCAAAAGCAUCAAAUGCACACAAACAGUUCAACAGCUUUGUCAUAAUGUGUUCUCGAGUACGCUGCUUGAGUUUCCCCCUCCUGAUUUCAUGUUUAUUGUGAUUUUUCUCGUUUACUGUACAGUCGCACUGUAACAACGUCCGUUUGUUCGCUUUAUCAUAUCAUAAAUCAUAUCGACAAACCUGCAGAACAAAACACUUACUGUUGCGCUUUCAUGACCUUUGUCUCUGGGCUAUGUGAGAGUAUGCUGCUCUUCAAGCAAUAAGACUAACAAUCAUCCACAUGACUGUGUUUUCAUGCUUUUCAGCUUUUUGAGAUCCAAGAACUGUUUGAACGACUUCUUCACUUGUUAAAAUUAGUUUCAUGACAGAUGGGGGGGGGGGGGGGUGCACACCCUUUAUUUGCGUAAUUAGAAAUUAGAAGAUUGUUAAAGUCCAGUUUAGCUUAGCUUAGCUACCUUAGCAUGAGUUCUGCAAAGUGUAAAGAAAAAGGGUAGUAUCACAGCUGCUAUUAUUUCAUGUAACUUAUGAUUUAAUUGUUUAUAUUGUGGAUUUAUUUCUUUUUAGCGAAACCCCAUCACCUUCCCUUUAAAGUGGAUCUUUUUCUAUUUAAUCUCAUGAAAACUCAAAGGGGAAAAGCUACUUAACAGUUAGCUACUUAGUAAAACAGACCUGCACAAAACCAAAAUGUGUAACUUUCACCUUCUAUUUGGAAUUAAAUAAUAAACAAGUAUUAAAUAUACUUUAAUAUCUUGUUAUGAUUUCACAACGCUAGCCUUUUCCCCUUCUACAAGUGUAGAUGCUAAACUGCUACGCUAAGCUAAGCUAAGCUAGCUCUUAACCAUCCACAUCUGAUAUGUUAUGAAUGACAUUGUUUUGUUAUUUUAAUUCAGCAUUAACAUUUUCUUGCUAUCUUUUGUUCUUGCCUACCUUCUUGUCCCCCAUAGUCGUGCCCAUCUUUGUAGGGGGCCCUGAGGAAAUGUGACACUUUAGCGCCGGCUUUCAUUGAUAGUCAUUUUGGAAUUUUUCACGAUUCUGCCUGAAAUUGCACAUGGUCUGCAUUUGUUUUGUUGUGUACAUUUUUGCAAAACUGUUGAGAAGAUGUUAUUUUUCAGUGUUUUAUGAAGAGAGAGAUAAUUGAAAAUGUAUCAUGGCUAAAGGUGGAAAAACAUAUUAGGCAAUGGGUUAUGGAAGUGUCAUAACAAACAUCAGAUAGCUUAUAAAACGUUGUGGUUAGCUUAAGAUUAUUUUGAAUUUACUAAAUAUAUCAAUAAUGAGGACAACAAUGCCAAAUAUAAAGUAUUUGUACAGAAAUACACAUAUAAAUAUAUGAUAUAUGCCUAAUAUCACCCUAUUUUCUGCUCUUGACCACGUUUCCGUUAUUUAAUGUUAUUUUGUCCAAAUGAUUUUAAGCAUGCAGGGUAGUGAAAAUGAUUGUAUUAAUUAGUGUUUCAUUGCUGGUCAGUAUAAACAGCAGUCCACAGAUGUGUUUGUGUUUGGGAGACAACUUUAGGCAGAUUUUUUUCUUUCUUGAUUUGUUAAUCUAUAAAUUAAUUGUAAAGUUUCUUUUUUGGAAAAAAUGCUAGUUUUUGGAAAACAUUUGAACAGUUUUUAUCUUUUUCUUAAAAUUUCCUCUUGCUUUAUGAAUGUGGCUUAUAAUAGUUUGCCUCUUCUAAGUACUGCUACCAACCAUCCAUUGUAAAUACUUAUGCAAAUUAAACUUUUUGAAGAAA
Molecule: messenger RNA, 14406 nt
Organism: Nothobranchius furzeri (turquoise killifish)
Lineage: Eukaryota; Metazoa; Chordata; Actinopteri; Cyprinodontiformes; Nothobranchiidae
Product: disks large-associated protein 2
Biological process (GO): signaling
Cellular component (GO): glutamatergic synapse; postsynaptic specialization
Molecular function (GO): molecular adaptor activity
Source: RefSeq, a predicted model, not a curated record